AAUGUAACCGAACAACUAAACGGAACUCAGCUAGUUCAGGUCUCUCUAAUACGAUCUCUCUGAGAUCGCAGUUGAUGUCACUUAGCUCGUUGAAAUAUUUUUGGAGCAAUGAAUUGCUGUAACAAAUAGCUUGAAAAGAGAGGAAAAAAGAAUCAAAAUUCAGAUGAACUCACCAUUUGGGUCGUUCAUUUUGCAUGUAGCAAGCGAUAAGAAUAAUCCAUCAUAAAAUUAUAAAUCCGCAUUCGAUUGUCCUCAGUAUAUCUGCCAAUUCGAUUCGAAAAUGUUGAAAGUGUUCAUAGUAGUGCUUACGGUUCUAUCGCUUGAAAGCAACGCAUCUCCUCUGGAAUCUGACUACCGGAAAUAUCUUCGAACACGUCGUCCCCAGGCUCCGGGAGAGGUUCACGUCGAAGAAGUGCUAGAAGUUUUCAAAACUAAGAAUCGCCCUCCUACGUACGGCGUUUAUAAUGCCCAGGUCAAUGGGUUUCUGGCGAACGAUCUGUUUGUGAGACGAAAGGCUGGUUCCACCAUCACCAGCACCACCCCUAAAUCAAUGUUGACGACACCUACCAACGUGAUCAGUUCCACUGUGCCGUUGUGGCGAAAUCCGCGAACCACUUAUCCAACCCCUAGUGGGGAUAAUGAGAACCCGGACUAUACUUAUCCGUUUAAUCCAACCAUUUCGAUGACCAAAUAUCCGAAUUAUGUGCGCCCGACGACCAUCAUUAUCCAGGAGGCUGCGGAAUGGACCACAGAGAAACUUUCGAAGACGAGCGGUGAAGGAAACGGUGCCGAUUAUCUGGACGAAGAUCACGACGAAUAUCGCUAUUCAAACGAGGAUUAUUUUGAAUAGAAGAUGAAUCUGGACGUUCGAAGCGAUCGAAGUAUUCGUUGAGCAAACCUUCGGGUGAAGCGAGUGUGGCGGAAUGUUAAGUGCUUCGAACAAUAGACAUCUGGUAUCGACAAUUAUACUUAAGAUAAUGUUUAACUUUAUAUAAUUCUACAAGUAGCUCGUAACCAAUUUAGCACAUAGUACUUUUAAGCAGACAAACCAAUACGAAAUCAAUUGAAAAAUGAUCGACUACUGUUAUGUUUGUAUGUUGCAAUAAAGCUCAAGUUUAAUGUUUA
Molecule: messenger RNA, 1125 nt
Organism: Topomyia yanbarensis
Lineage: Eukaryota; Metazoa; Arthropoda; Insecta; Diptera; Culicidae
Exons: 2
Coding region: 281-850 (189 amino acids)
Source: RefSeq, a predicted model, not a curated record